Molecule: messenger RNA, 3384 nt
Organism: Megachile rotundata (alfalfa leafcutting bee)
Lineage: Eukaryota; Metazoa; Arthropoda; Insecta; Hymenoptera; Megachilidae
Product: nephrin
Molecular function (GO): protein binding
Source: RefSeq, a predicted model, not a curated record
AUGGAGAAAUGUAGAUGCAAAGGAGGAAUGCCAGAAAAAGAACAAAACGAAGAGUCGAAGAGAAUACGACCAGAUAAAAUGAAGAAGACGGUGCUUGUGGAACUUUGGAAUUCAGGACCAACUCUGGCAGCGAGAGCAGUUCUUCAGGGUACAGCAGAAUUACCGUGUGACAUUCGACCUCCACGACAAAAUGACUCUGCAAUUUUGGUUGUUUGGUACAAAAGCGAUAUUACACCUAUUUACAGUUAUGACAUGAGAGGAAAACAUUCUGAAAAGGCUUCUCACUGGAACGAUAAAGAUCAUUUGAACGAUCGAGCAUUCUUCCGGACAGUUACUGAACCAGCAACAUUAAAUAUCAAUCAUAUCGAAGAAAAGGACGAGGGUGAAUACAGAUGUCGUGUAGAUUUUGCUAAGAGCCCCACCAGGAACUCAAGAAUUCACCUAACAGUAAUAGUUCCGCCGCAUAAACCAAACAUCAUCGAUGCGUAUGGUAAAACAGUAUCGACCAUAGCGGGUCCAUACGAAGAAGGUGGUGACAUGAAGCUGCAGUGCCUAGUUACGGGAGGACGUCCCGAGCCAAAAGUGAGAUGGUGGCGUGGAGAAAUGCUCCUUGAUUCCAAAGAUGAACCUGGAGAAUUUCCUUCUCUUCGUAGAAAUACCUUAAUAAUUCGUGAACUCUCCAGAGCUGAUCUUCAUGCCGUAUUUACCUGUCAAGCAUCUAACAACAAUAUCAGCCAACCCGUCUCUGCCUCUGUCGCUAUUGAAAUGCAUCUGAAGCCACUGAGCGUGACGAUAUUAAGCAGUGAACAUGCGCCUUUAAGUGCUGAUCGGAAGUACGACAUAAAUUGCAUGAGUGUUGGUUCCAGACCGCCAGCCAAAUUAUCGUGGUAUAUGGAAGGAAAAAAGUUGAACAACUACACAGAGAAGGUUUCUCAAGAUGGUAAUAUGACUAGUUCUAUAUUAACGUUCAAACCAACUUUAUUGGAUCACGACAAAGUAAUUACUUGCCGAGCUGAAAAUCCUAACGUUCAUCGUGGUACAAUGGAGGAUACAUGGAAACUGAACGUUUUUUUUGCACCAAUUUUACAUCUGGAUUUGGGAUCAAAUAUGAAUCCAGACGACAUUGAAGAAGGUGACGAUGUGUACUUUGAAUGCAAGGUGCAUGCUAACCCUGAUGCUUAUAAAGUAGUAUGGAAACACAAUGGGAAUGUAAUUCAAAAUAAUGCUAAAAAUGGCGUGAUAGUACAGCAAUAUGGUUUGGCUUUGAGGGAGGUCAAUCGCUCCCAAGCCGGAAAUUAUACUUGUAUUGCAAGCAAUGUCGAAGGGGAUAGUUACAGUAACAUCGUUGAACUUAAAAUUAUGUAUAAACCUAUUUGCGUACCGGAUCAGAAGCGAAUCUAUGGCGUGGCACGUCACGAAGAUGCACGAGUAAUUUGCAGGGUCGAGGCAUAUCCACCACCAGACAGCUUCCGUUGGACUUUUAAUAAUACAGAGGAGAUGGUAGACGUACCGCAGGCAAGAUACAAAAACUCCACACGACACACUCAAAGCGUUCUCACGUAUCGACCAGUCACAGAAAUGGAUUAUGGCACAGUAUUUUGCUGGGCAAGUAACACUGCUGGUCAGCAAAAGAAUGCCUGCAUUUUUCAUAUUAUUCCGGCGGGAAAGCCUGAAUCUCCGUACAAUUGCACCUUAUCGAAUCAAACAACGGAAUCACUCUCCGUGGAAUGCUCAGCCGGCUUUGAUGGUGGUCAACCCCAACAUUUCCUGUUGGAAGUUUUUGAUCAGCAUACAGGAAUGCUGCAAGCAAACCUCACAUCCAAAGAGAAUGCAGUCUUCACUGUACAAGGUUUAGAAUCCGGCAAAGUUCUUAAAAUGAUUCUGUAUGCUGUAAACGCAAAGGGCAGAAGUGAACCGACGCUUUUGGAAGGAUUCACCUUAAAAAUUGCGGAAAAACAGACUGGUACCCCGGUACCAUUCGAGAUCACCCCAUUAUUAGGGGGUUUGAUCGGAGUGGUUACCGCAUUACUUUUAGUUACUAUCACUAUUCUGGCUGCCAUGAAACUCAGAAGCGAAAGAAGAACUCAGAGACCAAACGAUUUACCAUUAAAAAAAGGCACCGCACCCAGCUCCGAGGAUCUUUACGACACCGAUGAUAGAAACCCAGACGUUGUACCAGUAAAUAAAGGUUCAGAUUACCAACUAACGGGAUCAAUGUCUGGUACACCUUUGGCUACACAAAACACACCAGAUGGACUUGUUCCAACUUCACUUUCUAUUCAGCAAGUGAAUCAUCUUCAAGGGCUGUCACCAUAUUCGCACGAAUAUAAUAACUACCCAACUUUACCGCUAUCGGGUGAAAUAACGUACGCUGAACUGUGUCUCGCUCGACCAACGACCUUGUCAACAUUAGCGAACGACACGAAAUUGACAAGCAUAAGUGGGAUUGGUAGUUUAAGUACACUCCCGACUUAUGGAAGCGGAGUAAUCGUAGGUGGCAAACCGUACACAAAAGAAGCGACAAUCUACGCUUGCAUAGACCAUAACGCAAGACCACUGAAGGUUGAUGUCUCUAACGCAUCGUCGUGUGCAUUAACGCCUUUGUCAACAAAGAGCACAUUUCAAGACCUAAAUGGUGCGACAGCGAAUAACAAAAAUCCCACGAGAGAAGUUGUCACUGUUCGUACACCAUUAAUAUCGACUCAAGAAAGUUGUGUAUAGGGCUGCGACUUUGACGCGCUGAACGUCAACGAAUAUUAUGUUUGAUGUGGCGAUGAUUCGCGCGUCUAGUUACUAAACGAGGUUCAUUAACCGUUUGUCCUACACAAUAAGACAUAUAUGAUCUUUGGUAUGCGAUAAACGUGUAAGGUAGUAAAAUGGAAUUUAAUGUCAGAUGGACUGAUCAAUUUUAAAUUAUCGAGUAUUCAAUCGGUAGCGAAAGAACGCAACGGAACAAUGACUUUUUUUUAACAUAUAAUUAUAAAGCGUGAUAAUUUGUUCAGUUUUUUGAAAGAUAUUGAUUUAACUUAAAUUUCGUCGAUAAGACUGAUUUAAGUAUUUUGCAACUGUUCGUAUAUAUGAAAGUUCAUAUUUUUUAGUUAACUACGUCAAUAAAUGUUAUACUGCAAAUACAAUAAACUUUACGAGAAUUUGCCAAUGAUUGAUGUAGAUGGCAUCCACGUUAUAUUUUACUGAAUUAAGGUACCACCAUAACAUAAGAACCUAGCAGGACAGCUAAUUAAAACAAGAACGGUUCAAUAAUUUAACUUUAAGGUCUUUUAUGUAUAAUACUGAAUAUAUACACUACAUGAUAUGAUUGAUAAUAAGUUUUCAUUUUAAUCGAUUUUUAUUUGAUAUAUAUAUUCGUACGUAUCGAAUAUUAUA